Staurois parvus is the source of this 808-nucleotide messenger RNA. NCBI's taxonomy places the organism in Eukaryota, Metazoa, Chordata, Amphibia, Anura, Ranidae. The record is from the annotation of a GenBank genome assembly.
AGUGGGAAGAAUGCUCCUUACACUGGGGGCCAGUAAGAAUAGUGUUCUUUACAUUGGGGGCCAGUGAUAAGAAUGCUCCUUACAUUGGUGAUCAGUGGGAAAAUGCUCUUUACAUUGGUGGUCAGUGGGAAGAAUACUCCUUACAUUGGGGAUCAGUGGAAAGAAUACUCCUUACAUUGGUGGUCAGUGGGAAAAUGCUCUUUACAUUGGUGGUCAAUGGGAAGAAUACUCCUUACAUUGGGGAUCAGUGGAAAGAAUACUCCUUACAUUGGUGGUCAGUGGGAAAAUGCUCUUUACAUUGGUAUUCAGUGGGAAGAAUACUCCUUACAUUGGAGGCAAGUGGGAAGAAUGCUCCUUACAUUGUAGGUCAGUGGGAAGAAUACUGCUUACAUUGGUGUUCAGUGUGAAAAUACUCUUUACAUUGGUGAUCAGUGUGAAGAAUACUCCUUACAUUGGUGGUCAGUGGGAAGAACACUCCUUAUAUUGGUGGUCAGUGGGAAGAAUACACAUUACAUUGGUGAUCAGUGUGAAGAAUUCUCCUUACAUUGGUGGUCAGUGGGAAGAACACUCCUUAUAUUGGUGGUCAAUGGGAAGAAUAUUCCUUACAGUGGUGAUCAGUGGGAACAAUGCUCCUUCCAUUGGUGGUCGGUGGAAAGAAUGCUCCUUCCAUUGGUGGUCGGGGGGAAGAAUGCUCCUUACAUUGGUGGUCGGUUGGAAGAAUGCUCCUUACAUUGGGGGUCAGUGGGAAGAAUGCUCCUUACAUUGGGGGUCGGUGGGAAGAAUAUUCCUUACAUUGGUGGUCGGUGGG